Molecule: messenger RNA, 999 nt
Organism: Leucoraja erinaceus (little skate)
Lineage: Eukaryota; Metazoa; Chordata; Chondrichthyes; Rajiformes; Rajidae
Product: probable G-protein coupled receptor 139
Exons: 2
Coding region: 1-999 (332 amino acids)
Biological process (GO): G protein-coupled receptor signaling pathway
Cellular component (GO): membrane
Molecular function (GO): G protein-coupled receptor activity
Source: RefSeq, a predicted model, not a curated record
AUGGAGACAACGAGGAGUUUCAACGAAGUUCGGCUUUAUCUGUUCCUUCUGAAAGCACAGCGGAUAUAUUACCCGCUGCUCGCCAUCAUAGCUGUCCCCGUUAACACAGUGACGAUUGGCAUCCUCUCGCGGGGUAAGUGCGGUCUCUCCAGGUGUGUAACUCGCUACCUGAUGGCCAUGGCGGCGGCUGAUUUUCUGGUUAUCAUCCUGGAUUUGAUACUGCGGCAGAUCCCCAUAGCUUUCGCUGUGCAUUUCCUUCCUUUGCUCGAUCUCCCUAUUUGCAAUGUCCAUGCCCUGCUGCUUUACACCGCCACGGACUGUUCUAUCUGGUUCACCGUCACCUUCACCUUGGAUCGAUUUGUCGCCAUUAAUUGCCAGAAGCUGAAAGUCAAAUAUUGUACCGAGAGAACGGCGGCUGUUGUCCUGGGAACAGUCACCGUGCUGAGUUGUUUGAAGAACAGCACCUGGUACUUUACACUUACUGCGCAAUACGCCUAUCUAAAUUUCCCCUGGUUUUGUGCCAUCUCACUCGAGUUUAUGGAAUCGCCGAUCUGGGGGUCUGUCGAAGUCCUUCAUUACUUCCUCAGCCCCGGACUGCCAUUCGCCCUGAUCCUCUUGCUUAACGUUUUCACCGUUAGGCACAUUGUAGCUGCGACCAGAGCCCGCAGGAGGCUCCGGGCUCACAGCGGCGGGGGGAGGCCCAUUGACCCGGAAGUGGUCAGCAGAAAAAAAUCCAUCAUUUUACUCUUUUUCAUCUCGUGGAAUUUCAUCCUGCUCUGGGCGGUAUUUCUCGUGUACACCAUAUGGUUCAGAAUGUGGUGGCUGGGCAUUCAGUCCGUAAUUAUACCAGUGUUUGUACAGGAAAUAGGCUUCAUGCUGCAACUGCUCAGCUGCUGUACAAACACUGCUAUAUACACCGCGACCCAGACAAAGUUCAGAGAACAGUUGAAGAUUCUGUUGAAAUAUCCUAUUGUACUAAUUGCGGAAUUCAAUAAAUGA